AUGGCGUCUCGUCCUGAGCUGAAGGUCGACGAUGAGGUCGGGUUUAUUAAAUUCUUCCGCUCAUUAGACUCCGAAGACGAGUCAACAGUGCGAGUGUUUGACCGUGGCGACUGGUAUACUGCCCACGGUGCAGAUGCAGAGUAUAUUGCUCGCACAGUCUACAAAACUACAUCUGUUAUACGGACCCUGGGGCGAAGUGACAGCGGCCUGGCCUCAGUGACAUUGUCGGUCACCGUAUUUCGAUCCUUUUUACGAGAAGCCCUUUUCCGUCUAAAUAAGCGAGUGCAGAUAUGGGCGUCACAAGGCGGUGCUUCAGGCAGAGGCUGGAAGCUGGCAAAGCAGGCCAGCCCGGGAAAUCUACAAGAUGUAGAGGAGGAACUAGGAGGAGCUUCCGGAGGGAAUGCAAUGGAUACCGCACCUAUUAUCCUCGCUGUGAAAGCUGCUACUAAGGCCAAGGAGAUGAGACAUGUUGGCGUAUGCUUUGCAGAUGCAAGUGUGCGCGAACUAGGAGUCAGCGAGUUCGUUGAUAACGACCUCUAUUCCAAUUUUGAGUCUCUCCUUAUCCAACUGGGAGUAAAAGAGUGUUUGAUAACCACGGAAGGACAGAAGAAGGAUGUUGAACUAGCAAAGCUGAGGCAGAUUGCUGACAGCUGCGGCGUGGCUAUUACAGAACGGCCGGUCAGUGCCUUUGGCACCAAGGAUAUUGAGCAGGACCUAUCAAGGUUGUUGAAGGACGAGACUGGACCUGCCAUGCUACCGCAAACAGAACUCAAAUUGGCUAUGGGUUCUGCUUCAGCUUUGAUUAGCUACCUUAACGCAAUGUCCGACCCGUCCAACUUUGGUCAAUACCAGCUCUAUAAGCAUGACCUGGCACAGUACAUGAAACUUGAUGCAUCUGCUCUCCGGGCGUUGAAUCUAAUGCCUGGACCCCGGGAUGGUAUGAAAAACAUGAGUCUUUAUGGGCUGCUUAAUCACUGCAAGACACCCGUUGGAGGCCGCUUGCUGGCUCAAUGGCUGAAACAACCACUGAUGAACCAUAAGGAUAUUGAGAAACGGCAACAGCUAGUCGAGGCAUUUGUCACAGACACGGAACUGAGACAGACCAUGCAAGAGGACCACCUUCGAUCCAUACCGGAUCUAUACAGGCUGGCUAAACGGUUCCAGCGAGGAAAAGCCAAUCUAGAAGAUGUUGUUCGUAUCUAUCAAGUGGUCAUACGUAUCCCUGGCUUUAUAAAUUCGUUUGAAGGAGUGAUGGACGAGCAGUAUCAAACGCCACUGGAUGCAGAAUAUACUACCAAGCUACGGAAGCUCUCACAAGAUUUAGGGAAGCUAACUGAGAUGGUCGAGACGACAGUGGAUCUUGAUGCUCUGGACAACCACGAGUUCAUCAUCAAACCCGAAUUUGACGAUAGUUUGCGGAUAAUCCGGAAGAAGCUUGACAAGUUGAGGCACGAUAUGGACUCUGAGCAUAGGAGAGUUGGUCGUGAUCUCGGCCAAGAUACGGAGAAGAAGCUCUUCCUUGAAAAUCACCGAGUGCACGGCUGGUGCUUCAGGUUGACCCGAAAUGAAGCCGGCUGCAUUCGCAAUAAGAGAGAGUACCAGGAGUGCUCGACGCAAAAGAAUGGAGUAUAUUUCACAACUUCAACUAUGCAGGCACUACGACGAGAGCACGACCAGCUCUCAAUGAACUAUAACCGGACGCAGACGGGGCUUGUCAGCGAGGUUGUCAAUGUUGCAGCCUCUUACUGCCCCCUACUCGAGCAGCUAGCUGGCAUUCUAGCGCACCUCGAUGUAAUAGUGAGCUUUGCCCAUGUAUCCGCACACGCCCCAACGGCAUAUGUGAGACCGAAGAUUCACCCUCGAGGAACGGGUAACACCAUCCUCAAGGAAGCCCGUCACCCGUGCAUGGAAAUGCAGGACGACAUAACCUUCAUUACCAACGAUGUCUCUUUGAUCAGGGACGAAUCCUCCUUUUUGAUCAUCACCGGCCCCAACAUGGGCGGCAAGUCUACGUACAUCAGACAAAUAGGGGUUAUAGCACUCAUGGCGCAGACCGGGUGUUUUGUUCCCUGUUCAGAGGCAGAGCUUACAAUAUUUGAUAGCAUCUUGGCCAGAGUCGGUGCCAGUGAUUCCCAGUUAAAGGGUGUAUCAACUUUCAUGGCGGAGAUGCUUGAGACCGCAAAUAUUCUGAAGUCAGCAACGUCGGAGUCUCUUAUCAUAAUCGACGAGCUGGGUCGAGGAACAAGCACGUAUGACGGCUUUGGACUUGCAUGGGCGAUAUCAGAGCACAUCGUGACUGAGAUCAAAUGCUUCAGCUUAUUCGCUACCCAUUUCCAUGAGCUUACGGCGCUCGAGGAGCGGUACCCUAAGGCCGUGAGCAAUCUGCAUGUAGUAGCCUUCAUCGGUGACGGGCCAGCAACAGACGAAAAGCAGCAGAAGAAGAAGCAAGAAGUCACGCUGUUAUACCGAGUUGAACCCGGUGUCUGUGAUCAGUCCUUUGGCAUCCACGUCGCUGAGCUGGUCAGGUUCCCAGACAAGGUCGUCAACAUGGCUCGCCAGAAGGCAGAGGAGCUUGAGGACUUUACUUCUUCGGGAGCUAAUGGAGAUGGCAAGCAAAAGACUGCGGCAGCGGUGGAGAAGUUCACUGCCGAGGAGGUCGCGGAGGGCAAUGCGCUGCUGAAGGCGAUGCUGGUCAAGUGGAAGGCCGAAGUCGAGGCUCCAGGCAACGAGAAGAUGAGCGUAGAAGAGAAGAAGCAGCGGCUACGGGAGCUUGUGGCGGCGGAUGAGAAGCUACAGGCCAACAAGGUCUUUUUGGAUAUCAAGGCUUUAUAG
Messenger RNA from Nannizzia gypsea CBS 118893, 2832 nucleotides. Its product is annotated as DNA mismatch repair protein msh-2. Gene Ontology annotation, molecular function: ATP-dependent DNA damage sensor activity; mismatched DNA binding; ATP binding. The transcript is spliced from 3 exons. The coding region runs from base 1 to 2832 and encodes 943 amino acids. Gene Ontology annotation, biological process: mitotic recombination; mismatch repair. The record is from RefSeq and is a predicted model, not a curated record. Gene Ontology annotation, cellular component: MutSalpha complex; nucleus. NCBI's taxonomy places the organism in Eukaryota, Fungi, Ascomycota, Eurotiomycetes, Onygenales, Arthrodermataceae.